This is a messenger RNA of Triticum aestivum (bread wheat), 1383 nucleotides long. RefSeq lists its product as uncharacterized. Gene Ontology annotation, molecular function: protein binding. The transcript is spliced from 2 exons. The record is from RefSeq and is a predicted model, not a curated record. NCBI's taxonomy places the organism in Eukaryota, Viridiplantae, Streptophyta, Magnoliopsida, Poales, Poaceae. The coding region runs from base 577 to 1023 and encodes 148 amino acids.
UCCCCUCAUCAGAAAAAAAAGGGCAGAGAACAUCCACAGCUGAACCCAACCCGCCGCCGCCGUGAUGGGUACGUCAGCGUCGUCGUUCCUGGACCGACGCGACGCUCGCCGCCGCGGCUACGAACCGAUCCCCCGGCACGACGAGGACGAGAAAGGGAUGCCGAUCGCUUACGAGGAGCAGAAGGACAUACUAGAACAGAUGUCGAUCCCUCGGCGCGACGACGAUCGAUCUCAGCCGCAGCAGCAGCAGGAGGAGGACAUAAUACUCUUCGAGGAGGAGAGGCAAGGGCCGGCGGCCCUGGAGGCGCGCGCGCGCGUGCUGAGGGGCAGGGCCUUCCGGCAAGGGACCGUGUUCCGGACCUGGCAGGACCUCAAGGACUCGGCCCUCUGCUACCUCAUCGCCUUAAACUGCUGAUCUGAUGCAUAAAUGCUUCAUCGCGUUGUCUUGGUGCAUAAAUCUGUACGGCCACCGCGUUGCUGCGCUCUGCUAAAUGCUUCAUCGAGAUCGAACACAAACGUACGUGUAUCUAUCAAUAUGUAGGCCGUGAUUCCGAUCGAAGUAACGUGUGCCUAUCCAUGAUUCUGGUUAUUAUCCAUCCAUGUGUUGUCUUGGUGCGUGCAGCCAAGUACGAGGUAGAGUACGUGGAGCAGGCGCUGGAGGAGGCGACGACGCUGUUCGCCAGGACCGGCGACCUGCAGCUGGCCGCCACCAGCUGCCUGGAGUUAGCCGAGUUCUACAUGGACCAGCAGGACCUGCGGGGCGCGCUUCGCACCUUCCGGCGUGCCGCGGGCUACUGCGGCUACAAGCACCGGAACUGCGGGCACAAGGCCGACGUGGUCGGCUCUCUGCUGCGCGACGAGGAAGCGCUCCGCCGCUGGGGGGUGCUGCCCCUCUCGAGGACUACAAGAGGAGGUCCGCCGGGUACAUCCGGUCGUCGGACCCAGACUGGCGCUCCAAAGUGUGCGACCUGUUCCUUUCAACGACUCCGCCGGUGGAUAUCCCAGAGUCUCUGUGACGGUUGACUGAUCGAAGAUAGAUAGCCCAGGGGUGUUUGUUUCCAGGGACUUUUUGGUGUAAGGACUAGAAAAAGUCCCUAGCAAACCAAACAGGGUGGGACUUUUUUGAAACUUUUUACUAAAAGUCCUUAGAAGCACCUUCUUGAGAGUCUUUUUCAAAAAGUUUCAGGGACUAGAAAAAGUCUUAGGACUAGAGAAACAAACACCACCUUAGUAGUGCAAAUUGUAUUGUGCAAAGCAAAGCUUGUACUAGUGCAAUGCAAGCUUGGAGUUUGCAUGCUCUUUUCUUAUUGCGAUUGCGCUUGCAAUGUACGUGUUCGCGUACAAACGCCGGUGUAAAUAUAUUAUUUUUCAUCAUAUAUAAGU